This is a messenger RNA of Cryptotermes secundus, 2664 nucleotides long. It is a transcript of the gene CSN7, whose product is annotated as COP9 signalosome complex subunit 7a. Lineage: Eukaryota; Metazoa; Arthropoda; Insecta; Blattodea; Kalotermitidae. The record is from RefSeq and is a predicted model, not a curated record. Gene Ontology annotation, cellular component: COP9 signalosome. Gene Ontology annotation, biological process: COP9 signalosome assembly. Bases 115 to 930 code for a protein of 271 amino acids. The transcript has 7 exons.
UGUGCAUGCUGGUUAAGUUGACACAAACCAAGGAAGCCCCAUCGAAAUAUCCGGGCUGUUAGGUGAUGUAUGUAAUAAAAUAACAAGAAAUAGGAACGAACUUAGUGGCGACGAAUGAAAGGUACAAUGGCAACAGAUAAGGGCUCUUCUGCGGGUAAUAAUCCUCUUGAGCAGUUUGUACUGUUGGCAAAAUCAGCGAAAGGUGCUGCAGCUGUGGAGUUGGUAAAGCAGGUUCUCGAAGCACCGGGGGUGCAUGUGUUUGGAGAGCUGUUGGAUAUGCCUAAUGUAGUUGAACUUGAAAAUGGCCCGCAUGCCAACUAUUACCAUGCCUUACAUCUAUUUGCAUAUGGAACUUAUCGACAGUAUUUGGAAAAUAAAGCCAAGCUUCUUGAAUUAACUCCAGUUCAGAAGAAGAAGCUACAGCACCUUACAAUUGUUACAUUGGCAACAAAGAAUAAGUGUAUUCCAUAUGCUGUAUUACUUCAAGAACUGGAUAUUAAAAAUGUUCGUGAUUUAGAAGAUCUCAUCAUUGAAGCUAUUUAUGCAGACAUAAUCCACGGAAAGCUGGAUCAGAAGCAUAGCCAGCUGGAGGUUGACUAUGCAAUUGGACGUGACAUUCAGCCAGCUGAUUUAGGGUCUAUUGUGAGCACAUUACAAGACUGGUGUGAUUCGUGUGAAGCUGUUCUGUCGUGUGUAGAGACACAAAUCAACCGUGCCAAUGCUGAAAAGAACAGGCGUCUCAAACACAAGGAGGCUAUUGAACAAGAGAUUAUCAACAUUAAGAAGACACUGAAGACUCAGUCGCAGGACCCAGAUGAAGCAAUGGCAACAGAUUCCCGAGAAGCUGUUGCGCAGGGUGGAGAUAAGGGAAAAAAGCCAAUUAAAGCCAAAGGCCUACGUGGCAGCAGCAAGUUCUGGCAAAAAUCAUGAGCAGACCAAAACCUUUAUUUAAGCCUGUGAUUGAAGAAAUUCAUAUGUGAUUGGCUAUGCUGGUGUUUACCAUACCAUUGUCCAACCUGAUGAGCAGUAUGCAUUUGAAACAACUGUUCUGAAGGACUAGGGAAUGCACAACACCUCUGGCAAUUUGACGUGUUUUCAGAAUGUUUAAUUUAAUAUAAAUGAAGGGAAAAUCGUAAUUAAAAUGUGAUUUCUUUCUCUGGCAUUAUCUUUACUGUUCUUUGUGAUGCUAUCCUGCCAUUUGUUAACUGAGUGAAGUUAAAUUCAAGAGGGAUUCCUACCCUGAACAAGAUUUGAACAUCAGACUUAGAUUCUGGCAAUUUAAGCAUAAUUUGUUUUGGGUCAUGUCUGCUGUAGACAGUUUCCGGUACAAAUCAGUGCACACUUAAGUUUAAGUUUCGAAACUAACAUAUGCCAAUAUCUAAAGAUAAGAUCAGAUAAUCUCUGACUUCUUUGUUCAUGGUUUUCUCUUCACUGUUGUGUGAUGAGAAACCCAUAAUUUCUCAAAACCACAAAGGUGCUUUGAUAUAAUGCAAUGGGGAAAUGCCCUUAUAUUAGUCCUCAUGCAGGUAUACUGUAUUUACCCAACUGUAAAAGGAAUCUUUCUUUCUAAGUUUUCCUUCAUUAAAAAUCUGAUAUUCUUUUAGAUUCACAGAAGAAACCUGUGUAAAGAAUCAACAUAAUUCAGAGAUUUCAGGGAAAAUAUAUCCCUGACAACUGUCGCUUAUCUCAAAACUCGUAUAUGUAUAAAGUACUGAUAUAUUUCCAAAACAUUCAUUGUCUGACUUUUGUUACUGUUACCAACAUAUUUGCAUGUGUUUUACCUGCUUACAUUUUUUGAAGCCAUAAUAUUAUAGUUAGUGGCUGUUCUUUGAGAUCCACUUCAUAAUGACAUAUUGUUCAUGAAAUAUGAUUGUGUAAUUCCAGUAUCUUUGCUUUAUUUCCACCAAAGAGAAUCAUACUGAAGCAAAACUCUGGCUCUAGAAAUAUUCUGAUACUGAUGUUCUACAAAUAUGUGAGUGUUGAGGUAUGGCACAAAAUGUUACUAGUUCAUGAAUGCAGUGAUCAGUAACAGAUUUACAUAUUACUGCUGAUAUUAAACGUUUAUAAUAUUUUAUGGUAUUUGUUUUAAAAGAGCUCUGUUUUUGAGCAUUUAAGAUAACCAUGUCUGUUAAGUAAAGAAUUUAAUAAAUCAUGUGGGAUGAUCAUUGGAAACCAUCUGGAACCAGAAGGAAGUCGUGCUAUGCAGAUUCCUGUGAACUAAGUGUGGUAACUUUGAAUUAAUGAUUAUCAGAUGUGUCAAGUUACAGAGCAGAAGGAAAUACAACAUUUCUGAAGCCAGUACAUAGCAAAUGCUGUUCCAAGGACAAUUAACUGAGUGUAGGUUCCAUUGGAGAGACACCCUGGAGACCUAAAAUGAACCACAGAAGUUUGGGUUUGAAAGAGAAUUGUACCUAAGCAAUAGGGUAGGGUAAAUACAGUAUAUACUGUAGUGUAUGUGUCUGUCAGCGUCACCAUUGAGGAUCAGGUCAGAUUUGAUUAUAUACACAACUGCUAAAUUUAAGACUGAAAUGUUGGAAGAGAAAUUCAGUUUCAUGAAUUUUUCAACAAAUUCACUGUCUUCAUGCUAUUAUAAAUUUACCAGACAAGAGGAGGAGAGUUUUGUAUAUAAAAUAAAUAUACUAAGUCCUGUAUUUGCAUACUUAA